Messenger RNA from Brachypodium distachyon (stiff brome), 592 nucleotides. RefSeq lists its product as uncharacterized. The record is from RefSeq and is a predicted model, not a curated record. Gene Ontology annotation, molecular function: zinc ion binding; nucleic acid binding. Lineage: Eukaryota; Viridiplantae; Streptophyta; Magnoliopsida; Poales; Poaceae. The coding region runs from base 35 to 364 and encodes 109 amino acids. The transcript is spliced from 2 exons.
CAAUUCCUUGAAAGAAAAAUGGUCGCUCACGGAGAUGACUCCUCGAGUUGUUGAGGAAGAACAGAGGAUCAUGAAACAGGCAAAGGACCAGGCUUUCCAUGUUGGCUCUUCCAAGAGAAAGCAUGACGGCCAGGCAUCUUCCUCAAAGGCCCCAAAGAAGCAAUUCAUCCACAAUGAUACUCAGGCUGCUCCAAAGGGCAAGGGCCAGGCCGCCAACACCUCUGCUGAAGAUGUGAAGAAUACUUGCCAUUUUUGCAAGGAGGUAGGACAUUUCCGAAAGAAUUGCCUUGGAUUUCUCAAGUGGAUGAUGAAGAGAGGGAUUAAGUUUGAUCCGCACCAUAAAGGCAAGAACAAGAAACAUUAAAGUCGCCAAUGGGAAGGAAGCCGAUGUUGAAGCCGUGGGGACUCUCACAUGGGAGCUACACACCGGCUUUCAUCUACAUUUGAAUAAUGUCCUUUACGUACCUACAUUGAGUAGGAAUUUAAUUUCGGUUUCUUGCUUAGACGAUAUUUCUAUUGCAUGUUUGUUUGGAAAUCAACAAUGCGUUAUCAAACAUUGUAAUAAUGACGUUGGCCUCGGUGUCAGACGAGG